Neofelis nebulosa (Clouded leopard) is the source of this 7299-nucleotide messenger RNA. It is a transcript of the gene TBL1XR1, whose product is annotated as TBL1X/Y related 1. Bases 784 to 2496 code for a protein of 570 amino acids. Gene Ontology annotation, cellular component: histone deacetylase complex. The record is from RefSeq and is a predicted model, not a curated record. Gene Ontology annotation, biological process: regulation of transcription by RNA polymerase II. NCBI's taxonomy places the organism in Eukaryota, Metazoa, Chordata, Mammalia, Carnivora, Felidae. Gene Ontology annotation, molecular function: protein binding; transcription corepressor activity. The transcript has 17 exons.
GAGCUGGGGUUUUGGUGGGGGAGGGGAAGGCAGGGAAGGCAUUUAGGGUGCCCCAUCCCCCCUUUUUCCUCUCAGGCUUCUUUGAAAUGCUCACGUGCCUGCCCACCCCCUACCCUUUCCUGAUCUCGGGGAUCCUCACCCUUAUUAUGUUGUUGUCCCCGAAAAUGUGCGCCUCGGCCUUCUCCCUCGCUUCCACCCUUCGUGCAUUUACACCCCCUUUUUGUGUGUGUGUGUGUGUGUGUGUGUGUGUGUGUGUGUAUGUGUGUGUAUGUAUAUGGGGGGAGGCUUUCAGGAAAGAAUUUGCAGCAAAUUGAAUCAAGGAGCCAUCAUGAGGCCGACUCUUUUAUAGCCUAUUUUUAGCAGAGGAGAGGGAUCUUUUCGGUGCACGUUAUUCUGUUGGCAAUGGAAAUCUGCUCCCCUCCCCAGGCGCGUCCCCGGUGCAGGCGCGGCGACCCGGGUUGGCGUGCUGGGGGCUGCGGGCGGCUGUUGGGGCCGCGCGUCCCGGGCGGGGGCGCCGGAGGGGGAGGGGCGCGCGGCCGCGGGGCCGCACUCCCGGACGUGUUUAUUUGUAACUUAGUGCCUUUUAUCGUCUUAAGGAGGUAUUUGCUAGAGCCUCUUUGAAGUUGGGUUCAGAAGUGUAGAAUUGGCAAAGUUAUUGCCAGCUUCCUGCAGCAGCAACUUGUGAUUGGCGGUACCGGAUAUUCAAUUGCACAUCCCCACAUCAAUGCACUGCCAAUGGGUUAUAUCCUGUGUUGUGACCUCAUGGUUUAAGUGGGAAUAAAGAUGAGUAUAAGCAGUGAUGAGGUCAACUUCUUGGUAUAUAGAUACUUGCAAGAGUCAGGAUUUUCUCAUUCAGCAUUUACCUUUGGUAUAGAAAGCCAUAUCAGUCAGUCUAACAUAAAUGGUGCCCUCGUCCCACCUGCUGCAUUGAUUUCUAUCAUCCAGAAAGGUCUACAGUAUGUAGAGGCAGAAGUUAGUAUUAAUGAGGAUGGUACCUUGUUUGAUGGUCGACCAAUAGAGUCUCUGUCACUGAUAGAUGCCGUAAUGCCUGAUGUAGUACAAACAAGACAACAAGCUUACAGAGAUAAGCUUGCACAGCAACAAGCGGCAGCCACCGCAGCUGCCACAGCUGCCACAAACCAACAGGGAUCUGCAAAAAAUGGCGAAAACACAGCAAAUGGGGAGGAGAAUGGAGCACACACUAUAGCAAAUAAUCAUACUGAUAUGAUGGAAGUGGAUGGGGAUGUUGAAAUCCCCCCUAAUAAAGCAGUUGUGUUACGGGGCCAUGAAUCUGAAGUUUUCAUCUGUGCCUGGAACCCUGUUAGUGAUCUCUUGGCAUCAGGGUCUGGAGACUCAACAGCAAGAAUAUGGAAUCUUAGUGAAAAUAGCACUAGUGGCUCCACGCAGUUAGUACUUAGACAUUGUAUACGAGAAGGGGGGCAAGAUGUCCCAAGCAACAAGGAUGUGACAUCCCUAGAUUGGAAUAACAACAAACUAGGACUCCCCAUUCUGAAGUGUGGUGUUAAAAAAAACAAAGACUGGCCCUCCAGCAGUCAGACCGAGGUUCAGCUUGCAGCUCUUCAGUUUGUCUUGCAGCAGAACCUUUGUAAAACUGGUGGUGGCCUGCUCUGCAUCAUCUUCCUCACGUGGAAGAGUGAAGGUACACUUCUAGCAACUGGUUCAUACGAUGGAUUUGCCAGAAUAUGGACUAAAGAUGGUAACCUUGCUAGCACCUUGGGGCAGCAUAAAGGCCCUAUAUUUGCAUUGAAGUGGAAUAAGAAAGGAAAUUUCAUCCUAAGUGCUGGAGUAGACAAGACUACAAUUAUUUGGGAUGCACAUACUGGUGAGGCCAAGCAGCAGUUUCCUUUUCAUUCAGCACCAGCACUGGAUGUUGAUUGGCAGAGCAACAACACCUUUGCUUCUUGUAGUACAGAUAUGUGCAUUCAUGUCUGUAAAUUAGGACAAGACAGACCUAUUAAAACAUUCCAGGGACACACGAAUGAAGUAAAUGCUAUCAAAUGGGACCCAACUGGCAAUCUUCUGGCCUCCUGUUCUGAUGACAUGACUUUGAAGAUAUGGAGUAUGAAACAAGACAAUUGUGUCCAUGAUUUGCAAGCACAUAAUAAAGAAAUUUAUACUAUCAAAUGGAGUCCAACAGGGCCAGGGACAAAUAAUCCAAAUGCCAACCUUAUGUUAGCAAGUGCAUCCUUCGAUUCUACUGUUAGAUUAUGGGACGUAGACCGAGGAAUUUGCAUCCAUACAUUGACAAAACACCAAGAGCCUGUGUACAGUGUGGCUUUCAGUCCUGAUGGCAGGUACCUGGCAAGCGGUUCUUUUGAUAAAUGUGUGCACAUCUGGAACACACAGACAGGUGCUCUAGUUCACAGCUAUAGGGGAACAGGUGGAAUUUUUGAAGUUUGCUGGAAUGCAGCAGGAGACAAAGUUGGAGCCAGUGCAUCAGAUGGUUCAGUUUGUGUAUUAGACCUUCGGAAAUAGCGCUACUAGUUGGAAGCCAUGGACCGACUAUGAAUGUGUACAUAGCCAAAAUGACUGUCCCUGACCCAUGUACUGCUAUAGUCCCACUUGAACCAUGGCCAGUCCACUACAGCCAAAUCUAAAAGAAAUAUAUACAUACAGUGUAUAUAAACAAAAUUGCACCCUGAAGAUGACAGAAUUUUGUCACAGCUUGUGAAUUCUGUUCACCAAGUGCUGGAAUCUAAUCUGCUGUGCCCCUAAAAUAGCAUUUAGAAGUUUUGGAUAUGAAAAACAGAAGAGAAAGAAAUAUGCGUUAUAAAAGCAGCCCAUAUGUGUACCAGUUUUUGGAUACUAAUGACAGCCUUGUUUCUCCCCUUUGAAUCAGAAGACACCAUGGAUUAUAUUCUUUUUUCCUUUCAGUAGUUGAGCAGUUUGUAUGUACAGAGAAAAUGGACUUACAAAAACUUGCAGCAGUAGUUUGUUCUUGCUUUUAAACUUUGUUUUCGGUUUAGUUUAUGGAUGCAUGAAGUAAGGGAGUGAAUCAGUUUCUUGUUUAUAUUUUUUUCACCUUUUAAACAAAAAAUUCUUAAAAAUAUUUUAAUGCAUUCUUUUGAAGAGAUAGAUGUUUGGUACAUUUUAUGGCUCCCAGAGCAUAUAUUCAAUUGGUGCAUGUUGUGGAAGGGGGAAUUGGAAAGUGAAUGAAAAUAUAUGACUUUUGGUCAUGUCAAUCUGUAAGACACAUCAGUAAAAGGAUAUUAUGCUCUGUUGGUUUUUUUUUUGUUUGUUUUGUUUUGUUUUUGUUCUUUUUUUGGUGAUGUGGCUUAAAUGCAAUAGUUUCUUUUUUGGGACAUAUUUCUGCCAAUUAAAGACUAGAAGGGCACAAUUUUUUUUAAUACCAUAGAGAAGAUGCAUAAAAAAAAAAUCUUCUGAUGUUUUGUAGCCAUAACUAAAUUAUGGUUAAAAUGUGCACUAUUGUGAAAAGGAGCAAAGUAGGUUUGGGUUUUUUUUGUUGUUGUUGUUUGUUUAUUUGUUUGUUUUGCUUUGUUUUUUAAGAGAUUAAAAUGUUUCUGGAUAAGGAUUAGCUUCUCAAAGUGUCCAUCAUUCUGUGUAGAAGCUGAAAAAUGUAAUGUAACCAAACUCCAGUAUUAAAAAUCUCUCAUGUUGUUUUUCUUUAUACAAAGCAAGAUAACGGCAUAUAACACUGCCAUUACAUGGCAAAAUGUUUGCUACCUUAGUUUAAAAACAAUCUUUAAAACAAAAGACUUGCUUCAAGGUGUUUUUAAAUAGCAGUGAUUCAGAAUUUAAAAAAGAAAAAAAAGUAUAAUUGCACUAACCUCCCUGCUGCUCUGAUUCUGCAUUCGUGGUACUUGUGACUACAUUUUUUUCAAAUACGGAUAGAUUUAAGCUGCUAUUUUUUUUUUUGUUUGUUUUUCAGUAAUCACUACUAUAUCAUGUCUUUUACUCUGUUUAUAAUAUCAAGUAUUUUCUUAAAGAUAUAGGUAUCAGAGCAAACCUCUUCUUACGCUCAUGCAACUAAAAGCUAAAAUACACAGAAUUUGCAAAUGAGAGCAUUUGUUUAUAUGUGUGAUCAACAGGGUUUGUCAUGAUUAAUGUAAGUAUCCACAAGUGUCAGUUUUGAAGAGAAUAGUUGUCAAAUUUGUAUCUCAAAAGAUUAUAAUUAAGGAGUUGCUUAUUAUUAAGCUUAGCAAAUUUAUAACACUAUUUCUGUCACUAAUUAUUUUGAGGCCUUUACUACUAAAAUUUUAAUCUAUGUUUUAAGUAGAAACUGAUUUAACCCAAGUAAUGCAGCUUUGAUUUUUAGCAUUUGUUGUUUUGCUAUUUUUACAAAACAGCAUUGAUUGAAGCAAGUCUUGGUUUUACUAAGGUAGGAUAGCAUUUGCUAUUGGUAAAGAGAAUAAAUACACUUAAUUUCACAAUACAUUGUUAUAUGUACCCCAAUUAUUGUUAGUGGGGACUAUGAUACUGUAAUAAUAUUUUUUAAAAUUUACAUCCAGAGAGGCAGUCAUUCAUGAUGGUUUUGUGCCAGCUGUUUUUAGGGUUUUGGAUCACAUUAUAGAUAUUUAGAACUAUAACCCUGUGACUUAUGUAGGAAACCUAAUAUGCUGAGUAUCUGGCACUUGAAAUCCUGCUUUUAUUGCUAGAGGUCCACAUCUGUGGUUAACCUCUGUUGUUGUUUUAAAAAAAUAAAUAAAAAUUUAAAAAUCUGUGCAAUAAUUUUUAAAUGUGCUCCCAGGAAUAGACACAAAUGUUUUGAGUAGGUUUAAGCUGCAUUUUCCUUUAGCGACGCAUCUGUCAAUUGCACUGAAUUUAAAUCUGAAAGUCAGAGGUGAUUAUUGAUAGUACUUUUGUAUUUUGAUAUGGACAAUUUAUUCAUUUGCAUACAGUUAUUGACUUUUUCCCCCCAGCUGAUUAAAAGUGAUAGUCAAGAAGUUCUGCAAUAUAGCUGCCAAAAUAGACAGCUACAUUUUUAUGGUAUUGUCAUCUUUUCUUUUUUCUUUUUUUUUUUUUUUCUUUAGGUAUUUUACUUAAGCAUAAUAGCCACAAUAGGACAUAUUAAAAGAUUAUAAAUACAGAGCUUUAUUAUCCUGAAGUCUUGGGUCUUUUAAGUAUAAACUUUAUCUGAAAGGUAUCCAUUUUGUAGGCUUGGGUUCUUUAUGAGCAUACAGUUGUUUAUUUUUGCUGCUGUUCUCAACAUCAUCAUUGCCUGCUGAUGUGCCACCAUGCUGCUCCAAUAGACAAAAGUAAGAUUGCCUUGAAUUUGAGCAGUAACUUGAUUGUAGGAGACCAAGUUUCACAGCCUGCAAAAUUCUGUAUUUGAGGUUCUUGGCUCAUUUUUCCUUCCUUUUUUUUCUGAGAACUUACUCCUGAAGAUCAACUGAUUCCAAUAGAUUUUCUAUCGGUAUUCAUUAUAUAUCAUUGUUGUAUAAGCUACUGUAAGAAACGUAUAAGGAAAAAUAGAAAGGAAAACUUGAAUGAAUAGAAUACUCAUUGAUUGAAGUAGAAUAAAGAAAGAGCAGCUGUCACUCUUAAACUUCAUAAAGGAAUAUCAUUUUUCUUCUCCAUGUAGGAAAUCUGAUACGUGCUUAUAUUUGUUCCAAUCCCCAUUUCUGUCAUUGAUCAGGUACCAUCAUUGACUUUAAAUGACUUUUAGAAGUGGUAACUUUUCAUUUCCUAAUAGAUAUUAGAGUAUAUUGAAUUCUGUUUUAAUGAAUAAUUCUCUAGGUAAGUAUGUUUUAGGAUUAAACACCUUUUACAGAUACUGAAAGUGCCUCCUUUUGUGGUGUAAAAAAACAAAUUAUGGUGCAAAAAGUAAUUAUUAGAUUGAAUUACAUGAAGGUUUUUUGCUUUUUGACAUAAAAAUGUCAAGAGAAAGGCCAAAGAUUUGUACUUUUUCACUUAUAAAGCACUCCUUUUUUCCUUAAACUUCUUUCUGUCAAAUUAGAUUUAAUGAGAGAGUACUAUUUUUAAGGAGCUAUCUGUUUAUGUAGAAUGAUUUUGUUAAGAGUAAUGUAAACUAUUAACGCAUAGAGGCCUGAAGAGGGGUAUGCAUUUUUGCUAUUUAAAGGAAUCACGAAUGACUGUCCUUAUGUGAGCAAAAAUGUUCAAUUUUACUAAGUAAGCAGAAAAACAAAUCUCAAAUGCAGUGCUGUUUACUCUUUUCAAAACCGUUUUCAUUUUCUUGAGCACAUUGUACAUUUCUAUAGAACCUGCAUUUAUUCUCACAUGCUAAGGGUGGUACUUGCAUUUGGUGAAUUACUGUUGAUUGUUUCCACAGAAAUUCUAUUUCAGUGGACCAACAUUGUGGCAUGGCAGCAAAUGCCAACAUUUUGGGGAAUAGCAGCAAAUCUACAAGAGACCCUGGUUGGUUUUUUUUGUUUGUUUGUUUUUGUUUGUUUUUCCUUCUGAAUCAGCAGGGAUGGAAGGAGGGUAGGGAAGUUAUGAAUUACUCCUUCCGGUAGUAGCUCUGAAGUGUCACAUUCAAUAUCAAUUUUUUUUUUAACAUGAUUCUAGUUAAAUGUAGAAGAGAGAGAAAAAGAGGAAGUGUUCACUUUUUUUAAUACACUGAUUUAGAAAUUUGAUGUCUUAUAUCAGUAGUUCUGAAGUAUUAAUAGCAUUCUUUGUUUCUGCCUUUACGUUGACAAUGUUGAAGCAGGGUGAAUAACUAGGGCAUAUUUUUUUUUUUUCUAGUAAGCUGUUUCACAAUGUUUUCUUUGGCGUUUCUGGAUAAGUUCAAGAAAACAUUCUGCAUGUUGUAUCUAGUCUGAUGUACUUAUCCAUCUCAUUAAAAACAAACACAGACUGCAUUCUGUAGCUCUGUAAUCCCUAAAUACAGAAGUAAUUCUCUUCUUUCCUGACUUUGACAUUGUAGCUAUAAUGUUCUAAUUUUGAUUUUUACAAAUCCUUUGGGUCUAAUUCUGUGAGCCUACCUAUAGCACUGGAUUAAAAUGUCUGCAUCAUUUCUUUAGUUAUCCAGUUAACUUUAAAACUGUUGUAAAAGUGUAAACCAGCCCAUGACAGUUUUUUGUACAUGUUAAAGAACUUUAUUGUUCAGUUUUCAUGAUUAUUGUGUAAGGAAGACUGAUAUAGAUGUUCUAUGCUGUCCUGGACCAUGUUAAUUACACUUCUGAUGUAUUUUGGUUCCACAUCACAAUGAUUUGUCCCCAAUGAUCCUUUUAUCCUUUCUAGGCACAUUUUUUUUUGUUGUUGUUGUUGUUGCAGUUUCCCUUUGCAUUGUAUUGCUUUGACAACUGUAAUUUGAAUCAGAUCUGAAAGAGGUCCAGAAUAAAAUAUAUUUUGAUAUUA